Molecule: messenger RNA, 351 nt
Organism: Suillus fuscotomentosus
Lineage: Eukaryota; Fungi; Basidiomycota; Agaricomycetes; Boletales; Suillaceae
Exons: 1
Coding region: 1-351 (116 amino acids)
Source: RefSeq, a predicted model, not a curated record
AUGCGGCUUGAUGGCACAGUGCAAGAGAAAAUAGUGUUAGAUGUAGAGACUGGCUCGAUCGAACUUCGUCAGUGGCGGGGUCGCGUGAACAACUUUACAAACUGGGUAUUGUUUUUGUUGCAAUGUAACACGGACACGCAAUUUAUUGGGUCGGGAGAGGCAGCGAAAGCUGCUGUCUUUUACAUCACAGAGUAUAUUAUGAAAGGGGAUGUUCCCAUGUAUGUUGGUUUACAGGCGUUGGAUUUCGCUACAAAGAUGCAUGAUGCUAAGUCUAUUGAUACAGAAAGUGUCAAUGAUGCUCACAGGUGUCGAAAUGUGAUCUCGAACUUGUACGUUUCGAGGAGCGCUUGA